CAUUUAAAGAUGCGAUUACUGCAAUCAUAAUACAGAAGACUUGCCAGCACUACAGUCUCUUAUAAACUCAGAAAGCUAGAUCUUCUCAUUACGGCCCUUUAAUUUGUAUGUUUCAUUAUCCUGAAAUUUUGAUUUCUUAAUGGUAAAAGCUGAUCAAACCUAUGGCUUCUUCAGUUGUUCUUUCACCAGCUAUCGUCAUGUCAUAUAGCAAGUACAGAAUCCGUCAAAAACUACCCCAAAUUAGAGCUCAGAGUUAUAGAGAUGAAGGGAAAUCAAGGCAUGUAGUUGAUGCAAAUAUACAAGUUUUGAAGGAAAGGAUGGAAGAAGUGAAGAUGAAAGAGAGGCUGGAGAGGUGUUUGGUAUGUGAUCAUGAGCAGGGUUGGAAUUACACAGCUACUGCAAGUUUAUAUUAUGAUCAGAAGAAACGCAAGAAAGAGUUGGAUUACAUAUCUCAAUGUGUUGAACUUUUUUGCAUGGUUGGUGGAACUAUUGGAUUUACUAUACUUGGCUGUAGUCUUUGCCUUUACCUUACUUCCCUUCUUAUUCAUUUAAAUCUUAGCAACUGAGCAUAUGGAAUUCUGUUCAAGUAGCAGUGCUGGGAUUCCAGCUAUUUGUAACUAUAUAUGUGAUUAUUUUCAUUUUUAUACAUAUAUAUUCCUUUGGGGUAUUUAAUUAAGAAAGAGUUACAGCCCA
Molecule: messenger RNA, 693 nt
Organism: Nicotiana attenuata
Lineage: Eukaryota; Viridiplantae; Streptophyta; Magnoliopsida; Solanales; Solanaceae
Exons: 2
Coding region: 162-566 (134 amino acids)
Source: RefSeq, a predicted model, not a curated record